AUGAUCAAGAGACUCCGCUGGUGUCAGACUCCCCACUGCUAUGCAGAGAAAAGUGUGGCAUUCUGGCUCAGUCAGGGAGAGCAGCUGGGGAAGAGCUGGGAGCUGAGUUGUUGGCCAAAGGAGCAGCCCCAUACUAGCCAAAGCAAAGGAGAGAGCGAGCCUGGUCUAGGCUACAGCAUUGAAGUAUCCACGGAACCGCUGGUUCCCGCGUUGGGAGAUACGCUAGAACUGAGAUGCAGAGUCAACGACUCCUCGCUGGAUCAGUGGACAAAUGGUGUCAUCACCAGAGGAAGCAAGCUGAUGUGGAGCGAAGGAGGCGCGAGAGACUGGUCCGAGUACAACGGGAGGGACUUGAUCAAUGACUUUACCGCCGGAGAAGCGAUUUUGCGGAUAGCGAACUUCAGCGUCGCCGACUACGGACUCUACCGUUGUCGCUGCGUCAACGAUUUCACAUUUCUUCAGUACGAGUUGUGCGGUGGUUCGGAUGGUCUAGAGACCCACUGCUCGGCAGCAACAGAACUACACCUCCUUCCUGCAGAUGGAGGCACUGGAAUUCACACAGAGUUUAUCGACAGUCCUGCUGAGCCGAGUCUGGCAACCGUCCUUUCAUCAAUUCCACGUCACCACGACACUCACUGCAUCUCUAUGGUAACUCAGUCGGUCAUCAGUUUACUCACAAUGGGGUGGAGUCUCAAGACAAAUGCAAAGUGUAUAUCUAGCCUCAGCAGUCUCCUUGGCUGUUUCCUCUAUGAGAAGCUAGAGUUCUGGAAGAGUUGGGUUCGUGGGCAUUUGGGAGUCGUCAAAAAAGCUCUGGCCCACAGUCUCCAGCCUGGAGAACCUGCUACUGUCGUGGCAGUGAAAUGCGUGAAAGACAAUGCGGCCCAGACGAUGAGAGAAGGACCUCAUUUCAGAGCUGAAAGUGUUAAAACAUGUCGGACCCCACCCGAACAUUGUCUGUCUCCUAGGAGCUGCGCCGUCAACAAUGGAAUGCUCCAUGUGCAUUAG
Molecule: messenger RNA, 1005 nt
Organism: Geodia barretti
Lineage: Eukaryota; Metazoa; Porifera; Demospongiae; Tetractinellida; Geodiidae
Source: the annotation of a GenBank genome assembly